Messenger RNA from Oncorhynchus masou masou (cherry salmon), 9400 nucleotides. RefSeq names its product lens fiber major intrinsic protein-like. The record is from RefSeq and is a predicted model, not a curated record. The transcript has 4 exons. Gene Ontology annotation, biological process: transmembrane transport; water transport. Gene Ontology annotation, molecular function: water channel activity. Gene Ontology annotation, cellular component: plasma membrane. Lineage: Eukaryota; Metazoa; Chordata; Actinopteri; Salmoniformes; Salmonidae. The coding region runs from base 7005 to 7796 and encodes 263 amino acids.
AAAACAACUCUACAACUUGACCAACUGCCAUCUGUAGUUUCCACAGUUCAAUGAUAAGCAUACUUCUAUUCACCUCCCUCCCAGCAAUGGCACUUGGGCCCAUAUUCAAAAAAACAUUCCAGGGUGGGACUGCUGAUCUAGAAUUAGUUUUGCCUGUUAAAUCAUAAUGAAUAACAGAUACUAGAUCAGCACUCCCACCAAAGUCACACUGCCUCUUGAAGGAGAAUGGCCACAGAUUGUUGUUCAUAGGCAGAUUAACAUCUUGCUCUAAAGCGCACUGGACGAGUGGUCCUCUGUAGCUCAGUUGGUAGAGCAUGGUGCUUGCAACGCCAGGAUAGUGGUUUCAAUUCCUGGGUCCACAUGUAUGUAAAAUAUAUGCACGCAUGACUGUAAGUCGCUUUGGCAUAUACACUGAGUAUACCAAACACUAGGAACACCCUCCUAAUAUUUAGUUGCAACCCCCCCUGCUUUUUCCCUGAGAACAGCCUCAAUUCGUCAGGGCAUGGACUCCACAAUGUGUUGAAAGCAUUCCACAAAGAUGCUGGCCCAUGUUGACUCCAAAUGCUUCCCACAGUUUUGUAGUUUUUUUUUAAGGAGUGGAUCAGCUUAAUAUUGUGGAAAGAUUGUUGCUUCCAUCAAUGUAAUUGUCUGCAUCAUUUCCAAUCCCCCAUAUCUUUUUUGGGGUAAAUAUAUAUAUACAUACACAUAUGCAUACAUAUAUAAAUACACAUACCUACAGUUGAUGUCAGAAGUUUACAUACACUUAUGUUGGAGUCAUUAAAACUAGUUUUUCAACCACUCCACAAAUUUCUUGUUAACAAACUAUAGUUACGGCAUGUAAGUUAGGACAUCUACUCUGUGCAUGACACAAGUAAUAUUUCCAACAAUUGUUUACAGACAGAUUAUUUCACUUAUAAUUCACUGAAUCACAAUUCCAGUGGGUCAGAAGUUUACAUACACUAAGUUGACUGUGCCUUCAAACAGCAUGGAAAAUUCCAGAAAAUGGCUUUAGAAGCUUCUGAUAGGCUAAUUGACAUCAUUUGAGUCAAUUGGAGGUGUACCUGUGGAUGUAUUUCAAGGUCUACCUUCAAGCUCAGUGCCUCUUUGCUUGACAUCAUGGGAAAAUCAAAAGAAAUCAGCCAAGACCUCAGAAAAAAAUUGUAGACCUCCACAAGUCUGGUUCAUCCCUGGGAGCAAUUUCCAAAUGCCUGAAGGUACCACGUUCAUCUGUACAAACAAUAGUACGCAAGUAUAAACACCAUGGGACCAAGUAGCCUUCAUACUGCUCAGGAAGGAGACACGUUCUGUCUCCUAGAGUUUAAUGUACUUUGGUGUGAAAAGUGCAAAUCAAUCCCAGAACAACAGCAAAGGACCUUGUGAAGAUGCUGGAGGGAACAGGUACAAAAGUAUCUAUAUCCACAGUAAAACGAGUCCUAUAUCGACAUAGCCUGAAAGGCCGCUCAGCAUGGAAGAAGCUACUGCUCCAAAACCGCCAUAAAAAAAGCCAGACUACGGUUUGCAACUGCACAUGGGGACAAAGAUCGUACUUUUUGGAGAAAUGUCCUCUGGUCUGAUGAAACAAAAAUAGAACUGUUUGGCCAUAAUGACCAUUGUUAUGUUUGGAGGAAAAAUGGGGAUGCUUGCAAGCUGAAGAACACCAUCCCAACCGUGAAGCAGAGGGGUGGGAGCAUCAUGUUGUGGAGGUGACUUGCUGCAGGAGGGACUGGUGCACUUCACAAAAUAGAUGGCAUCAUGAGGAAGUAAAAUCAUGUGUAUAUAUUGAAGCAACAUCUCAAGACAUCAGUCAGGAAGUUAAAGCUUGGUCGCAAAUGGGUCUUCCAAAUGGACAGUGACCUCAAGCAUACUUCCAAAGUUGUGGCAAAAGGCUUAAGGACAAGAAAGUCUAGGUAUUGGAGUGGCCAUCACAAAGCUUGGACCUCAAUCCCAUAGAACAUUUGUGGGUAGAACUGAAAAAACGUGUGUGAGCAAGGAGGCCUAUAAACCUGACUCAGUUGCACCAGCUCUGUCAGGAGGAAUGGUACAACAUUCACCCAACUUAUUGUGGGAAGCUUGUUGAAGUCUACCCGAAACGUUUGACCCAAGUUGAACAAUUUAAAUGCAAUUCUACCAAAUACUAAUUGAGUGUAUGUAAAUUUCUGAUCCACUGAGAAUGUGAUGAAAGAAAUAAAAGCUGAAAUAAAUAAUUAUCUCUAGUGUUAUUCUGACAUUUCACAUUCUUAAAAUGAAGUGAUGAUCCUAACUGACCUAAAACAGGGAAUUUCUAAAUCAAAUCAAAUGUUAUUUGUCACAUACACAUGGUUAGCAGAUGUUAAUGCGAGUGUAGCGAAAUGCUUGUGCUUCUAGUUCCGACAAUGCAGUAAUAACCAACAAGUAAUCUAACUAACAAUUCCAAAACUACUGUCUUAUACACACAUGUGUAAGGAGAUAAAGAAUAUGUACAUAAAGAUAUAUGAAUGAGUGAUGGUACAGAGCAGCAUAGGCAAGAUACAGUAGAUGGUAUCGAGUACAGUAUAUACAUAUGAGUUGAGUAUGUAAACAAAGUGGCAUAGUUAAAGUGGCUAGUGAUACAUGUAUUACAUAAAGAUGCAGUAGAUGAUAUAGAGUACAGUAUAUACGUAUACAUAUGAGAUGAAUAAUGUAGGGUAUGUAAACAUUAUAUUAGGUAGCAUUGUUUAAAGUGGCUAGUGAUAUAUUUUACAUCAUUUCCCAUCAAUUCCCAUUAUUAAAGUGGCUGGAGUUGAGUCAGUGUGUUGGCAGCAGCCACUCCACUUCUACUAGAAUUACAUGUCAGGAAUUGUCAAAAACUGAGUUUAAAUAUAUUUAAAUGUAUGUAAACUAUGUAAACUUCCGACUGUAUAUAGAUAUACAUAUAUAUUUUUAGAAUAUACCUUUAUAUUCCCCGCAAACCCUACCACCCUUCUCCUAAUUGGAGUAAACUAAUAAACAAUAACACUUAGGCUUCUCAGUUUAUACAUCUUAUACACAUUUUGCAGACACAAUCUAUUUUACAAUAGAUAUUUUGUUUGUUUUUAGUCCUUCCCCUAUUUCUAUUUGUAACUGCUAUUCACCAAAUUUCUGAACCUAUAUACAUUUUAAAGACCCCGUAUGUUUUACAUUGGUUAGUCCCACCAUUCAGCUCCAUUCAACCCCUCCCAUCUUUAACCUGGUCAGUCUAUGUCACGGAAAGAGCAGGUGUCCUUAGUGUUUUGUACACAGUGCAUUAUAUUCUUAUAUUACUAGUCUACGGCCAUGUAUGUUCUACUCUGUUCUCCAGGUGUCUGUCUGUGCUGUAGUGAGAGUUGUAAUAAGUAUUUCUACCACAAUGUAGUGCCUGUGAGGCAGCCCAGGACUGGUAUUGAGGAGAGUAGGAAAUUGUCCUGGCUUCUGUGUGCUGUAACGUGCGUUUCUACCACAUAGUGUUGGAGCUGAUGUUGGAGAGUAGGAGAUAGAUGGUAGCGAGCUAUGGGUUGGAUGGUAGAGAGAGGGGCUGUGGAUUGGUUAGUUGUGUUGGUGUCAGCAGUCUGAAGCAGAGAGGUGAUAGAAGAUAAAUUCCCCACUCUUGCAGGUUUUAACCCCGUCCUCUGUAAAACAGGCUUACACCCACAAUAGAAUGCUUACCAAUGCAGAACUGGCCGGGAGAGAGGCAGAAUGCAUAGACCACAAAAGAGAUACAGCAUCCCACCACCCAACAAGUUCAUUCUGAGUCUGGUUUGUCCUUGCCAUACCAAUAUCUACAGGCCAGGCAGAAAACAGCUUUUAAUAUUGAGGAUAGAUUGUAGCUUCCAUCAAUGUAAUUUUCUGCAUCAUUUCCAAUCCCCCAUAUAUUUUUGGCUAAAUAUAUAUAUUAGAUUUUUUUUUAAAUCAUUUUUAUUUUCAUUUCCCCUAACCCUACCACCCCUCCCCUAAUUGGAGUAAACGAAUGGACAACAACACUUACUGUAGGCUUCUACUUACAGCUUAUGCACAUUAUACGGGCACAAUGUAUUUUACAAUAGUUAACUUUUCUUUGUUUUCAAUCCCAUCCUUCAGCUCCCCUCAACCCCUCCCAUCUAUCUUCUAUUUGACGUAUAUUUUUAACUGUGCUGUUUCAACAAAGUUCUGAACCUGUAUACAUUUUCCGGACACAGUAUAUUUUACAUGAGUUAUCUAGUUGUUUUUAGCCCCACCCUUCAGCUCCACUCAGCUCCUCCCAUCUAUCUCUGAACACCGUCCAGUUUUGUUUCCUAUUUGCCAUAUAUUUUUCAACUGUGCUGUGAAGUUUCACAAAGGUUUUGAACCUUUCUGUUCUCAUUGUUUCUACAGAUUGUAAACUAAAGAUGAACAUUUUAGCUAAACGUAUUACUAUAUUAUUGAUCGAUUUGACUAUGACUUUUCAAACCACCCAGCAGUGCUAUCUGCAGAGUUAUCUCCAGGUAAAUGUUGCAAUUCUUCAGCCAUUCCUGCCACCAAAAACAAGCCACAUAGGGACAGCACCAAAACAAAUGAUCUAAUGACUCUCUCUGCUUGGUUUUAACAAAUGUGAUCGUCUCAGACUUGGAGAUAAUACAGAAUUGAGUGUUCUUCGUUUACUUCAGUUGUUUGCCAACUCACGAAAAUAUUGUGAUAGCAUCCAACGUGCUCAACUGAAUUUCCUUCAUUUCUCCAGAGGUGACUUGGAAAUUACAUUUAAGUGUUCAGCUGACUGGCAUGAGAGAAUAGCUUAGAGUUACACUGAUCUUACCAUAAAAUAAAACAUCCCUUUCCCUUUGAAUACACAUGGUCAUUUAUAUCAUACAUGGCUCACCCAAAAUCAAUGUAUUCUUAGUUCCAUGGGGCUGUAUUAUAAACAAUCCUGUAAGGGGUAGGCUACAUAGUGCAUAUAGGGAUCGGAUAGAAAGAGUAGGCUAAAUGACCAGCUAUUGCUCCACCAUGGAUAAGGGAAGCUCUUAUACAUUCGACAGCAGGCGCAGCAAGACAAAAACAGAUCGUGGAAAGCGACAGAAUCUGUUACUGCCAGCGUUUUGUUUCUCCAGCGUAUGAAAGGACGUGAGGGGAAAAGCCCCUGACCACAGCACUAUGCUUUCACGGCUCAGUCCAUCCGCCCCUCUGGCGGGCUAGCCUGGUCAGCGUGAUGCUGGAUGCUCCAGUGCAGAAGCUCAAUGCCAAACCUUCUGCUGCCCCCCCCCUCCAAACACGGGUUUAUCUGCAGCUUUAUCUGUCCUGAGCCCAAACAUCUCCUCUCAGUCACCAUAUACAAUGUAAAAGUCUGCCUAAUCAAUUCUGGGGCUGCGUAGAACCAACUUGCAUUGCACUGCACACAUCCUGAAUACUAUGGAGAGCACUACAUAUGGAGAAUAAAGUAUUGCAUGUAUUGCAAUGAAUGUAAUGAUCAUUCACUAGGAGUUUUAAUUGAAGUGUUUAAUAGAGUGGAUGUGUGAGAAUGAGAAUAGUUGAGUAUGUGGGACAAAAGGACCUAAUCAAAAGAGUAUUGAGAAAGGCCGAUUGAUAGUGAGGGAUUCCUCUGGGUGCAGUGUGCUACUCGGCAUGCUGCCAAUUGAGGGGGUUAAACAGAACAUGACACAUGAUUACAGGUUGAAGUCCUGUCACUAGUUCAAGCCAGUGUUAGAGAUCUACUUUGGAAAAGGCUGACAGUUGAGAACAACAUUGUAGAGGCAAAUCUGUUUUUUUAAUAUGAGUAUAGUUUAUAUCACUGAUUUGCAUUGACGUAAAGCAACACAUUAUAAAUCCUCAGUAAUUAAAGAAUAUUGUCAGAGUUACAUUGAUAUUGUCAUAACAGACAGUAACUCGGCCCAUCUUUCACGUCAUAAUGAGAUAACAGUACUACUCCUCUCUGUGUCCAUAGGAGUUGCAUGCAUAACAACACAUAUGAUUUCAGUCUUUCUAUUGGCAGCAGUAUGGGGCCUCACCUGCUCUAUGGUGUUAUGAAUACUGGGAUUGUUCUCUGGCGUCUGUCAGCACUUGAAGAAUGUUGAGAAAGGAAGACCAGACCUUUUUUUUUACCCCACGUGGAGAGAUGAGAUGGGCCAAAUGGGACUCUGGAAAGGCUAACCAGGCACGGCCAGACCCAUAUGUUUAGCCCAGGUCUUAUAUUUGUCUGAAGCAAUCCACUACUGGUUGUAGCAGAAGGUCAAUAAACCAUUUAUCUUGCCUUCCUGUCCUCAACUAACAUCUAACAUUAACAACAUCAUCAUUUAUGAAUCCCACUGAAAAUAAUGAUUCCUGUUCAAUAUGAAUUUCCUGAGUUGACACAUGAUCAAAAGUAAUAUGUCUAUAAAAACCUAAUGUAUUUGAAUGUAUCUUUUCUAAAAUAUCCCCUUUAAACCUUUCAGCUGUGUCCUUCUCUACAUGUCCCCUGGGCAAUAUGAAGCUCAUAGUUAGGGUGAUGAACCCUGGCAUGGGCACUGGGCAGAGAGAGGUCAGGGUGUUAGAAGGGUUAAGUAUUUUUGUUUUGAUUUGUUGUAUUGUGUGGUGGCCCUUCCCAGCCCCCUCCCCUGGGGUCUGUGGCCCUGGGGCCGUUAUAAAUAGUCCCGUGGGCUCCCCCUGCUCUGACAGUGAGGCUAAAUGUCUGCAGGACAUGCUCAACCUUUGUCUAUCAAUGUUCCUCUACUAACCACCAGCAGGGUUGGCAUAUAGAGACCAACGCUCCGCUCCACACAGACAGGACACAGGUCUCUAUGACUAGACUAGACAGAAAGCGACGUUGUAGGUCAUUGGAAGUCAGUAAAGUUAGUGACUCCUAGAGAGUUGCAUGUGGAACUGUUGUUUAAGUGCGGAAGCAUCUUUAGGUUUAGAGAGGCACUUUAUGCUUUUAAGUUUGCUGUCUUGUUUUUUGUUUAUACUACCUUGAAGGCAUCACUGAGAUAGUCAUUAUUGAUACGGUAAACAGAGAUUGGUGACUCAAAAGGAGAAUACACAUUUUCUCCUGUUUUUCCUCUUUUCAUCCCUCCAUUGCUUUGGGGUCGCCUCUUGACUUUUUGGCCACAAUGUGGGAGUUCCGGUCCAUGUCGUUCUGGCGGGCAGUGUUUGCCGAGUUCUAUGGCACCAUGUUCUUUGUGUUCUUUGGUCUGGGGGCGGCUUUGCGCUGGACCACCGGGCCCCACAACGUUCUCCAUGUGGCCUUUUGCUUCGGCCUGGCCGCUGCCACCCUCAUCCAGUCCAUCGGUCACAUCAGCGGGGGACACAUCAACCCGGCCGUCACCUUCGCCUACCUGAUUGGCUCCCAGAUGUCCCUGUUCCGCGCCUUUUUCUACAUUGUGGCCCAGUGUCUGGGGGCGCUGGCUGGGGCCGCCGUGCUCUAUGGGGUCACCCCCAACAACAUGAGGGGAAACCUGGCACUCAACACGCUGCAGCCAGGUAUCAGCCUGGGCAUGGCCACCACCAUGGAGGUGUUCCUCACUCUGCAGCUGGUUGUCUGCAUCUUCGCUGUGACAGAUGAGAGGCGUAAUGGACGCCUGGGCUCUGCCGCCCUAGCCAUCGGCUUCUCUGUCCUCAUAGGACACCUGCUGGGGAUGUACUACACUGGUACUGGAAUGAACCCUGCCAGGUCCUUCGCCCCCGCUGUCCUGGUCAGAAACUUUGUCAACCACUGGGUGUACUGGGUGGGUCCGAUGAUUGGUGGUGCUAUGGGAGCUAUUAUCUAUGAUUUCAUGCUGUUUCCCCGCAUGCGCGGUCUCUCUGAGAGGAUGGCCAUACUGAAGGGCACCAGGCCCCCAGAGGCUGAGAGCCAGCAGGACACCCGAGGAGAGGCCAUUGAGCUCAAGACUCAGGCCCUAUAAGCCUAGUGGAAGAAGGUUGGCUUUUUGAACCCCCUAUCCCCCUAUUCUGUACCCAAACUCCCUCCGAACCCUCAACCCCACCCAACACACACGCACACACAUACCUCUUCCCCCCCUUCCCAUUUAACUCACCCACACACAUAGUACAUAUGGACCAUAGACACAAACCCUCCUCACCCUCACAACAAUUCCACCUUCCUCACCAUCCUCAUUCUCACUCUGCUGUUCCAGAAACAGCCCUAACCACCCUCCAACACUCCACCACUGACCCUCACCCAUACCUCCCCCCUUGGACUGCAGGAUAAAGAUGUAGGGUAAGAAGAGGACUUAGUUGCCACUGAAGAAAGCACCCUGCUGUGGCCUGUGGUGUAGGGAAUGGGUCACUCCUGGCUGACCAGGUGGCUAUAACUGCUCAGGACAGGGGCAUCUCUCUCUCUCUCUCUCUCUCUCUCUCGCGCACGUUUGUAGUCUGCUAGGAGUGAAGCUACAGUAGAGCAGUGGACUUCUGCAUGCUUUUUAAUUUUUUUCAUCCAGUUUGAAUCUCUCCCUUGUGUUUUUUUUGUUUUUGUUUCAUGAAACUUCGGGAACCUGACAUGUAUGUUAUAUUAUACCUUUAAAGAAUUUAUGAGGAUUUUAUUCGACUCAAAUUCCAUUUUCAAGUCUCGCGUGUGUUGUGUGUGCGUGUGUGUGCCUGUUUUAGCAAACCAUUUUUAUUCUGGCCUUUUUUCAUUACCACAAUUCCUUUGUUCGUUAUCAUGCUUUGUUGUUUUAUUCAUCACGCUGUAGCCUAUUCUAAGGGAAAGAAGCAUCCUUUGCCCCCCCCCCUCCUUCAUUGAUUUUGUUACAGUAAAGUUCUGUUUCACUAGUAGUUUUACAGACAACAUGUUUAGAGUGCAAAGCCCUUCAAUUUUUGUGUUGAAGUUAAAUUGUGCUGAGUCUGUGUCUCUUCAAGGGGAGCACAAACACAGUCAGAUUUAUAUCAGAAUAAACACACAACACACAAAAUUGAACAGGUCUUUUGUUAACUCAAUCUCUAUUUCAACACAUCUUGAAAGGGAAAGGGGGAUACCUAGUCAGUUGUACAACUGAAUGUAUUCAACUGAAAUGUGUCUUCCACCUUUUAACCCAACCCCUUUGAGUCAGAGUGGUGCGGGGGGUUGCCUUAAUUGUCAUCGGUGCCCGGGGAACAGUGGGUUAACUGCCUUGCUCAAGGGCAGAAUGACAGAUUUUUACCUUGUCAGCUCGAGGAUUUGAUCAAGAAACCUUUCGGUUACUGGCGCAAGUCUCCUACUGCAAAGCUACCAAAUUGUACAUUAUUAUACAUUUUUUUACUACAAAAUUCCACUUCUUUGACCUGUUGGCUCUCAUUGACUUCGAUACAGCCAUGUUAAGUGCCUAAGAAGAUAAAAGGGUUUUUACUGUAUGCAGUUCAGUACCAGUAUUGUCUGUACCAGACUGUUACGUUUUACUCCGUUUCUGGAAUGCCUUUUUUUUUUCAUUAAAGCUUGUGCCCUUAGAGCGGAUUUAUGUACAGAGGUGUGACAGCUGGAUUGGCUUUCAUUUUGUGUCAUUUUAUGUAAUAACAACAAUGACAAAAAACCUGA